Molecule: messenger RNA, 709 nt
Organism: Chiroxiphia lanceolata (lance-tailed manakin)
Lineage: Eukaryota; Metazoa; Chordata; Aves; Passeriformes; Pipridae
Product: anther-specific proline-rich protein APG-like
Exons: 2
Coding region: 5-457 (150 amino acids)
Source: RefSeq, a predicted model, not a curated record
UAAAAUGCAGCUACACCACCCCACGCUCUCGCCACGGAGAAAAACAACAGCACUCGCAGGGUACACACAAAAGCCGCCUGUCCCUCGGCCGCCGCAGCCUGAGGCGAUGCCGCCUCUCCCCACCCCCAGCCCGGACCCAGCCGCCCUCCGCCUUCCCUGCGCCGGGCAGAGAGACCUGCGGUCCUUCCCCGCCUGCUCGGGGCGCUCGGAAAUCGAGCCCGGAAGGAGCCUGAGGCCCGGCGAGGCACAGAACCACGGAACUGUCAGCGUUGUGAGGCACCUCUGGAGAUCAGCUCGUCCGAGCGCCCGCCCCUCCGCCUCCUUCCCCGGCAAGGCGGGCAGAGCCCUCCCGCCCCAUUGUUCCCUGCACCCCGCGGCGGAGCCGGCGCACUCACCACACGGGCCGGGCUCCCCGCAGCGCCCACCGGCCCCCUCAGCUCCGGCACACGGGGGCUGAAGCAGCGCCCUGCUGCUCCUCCGGCAGUACCCGCGGGCCCCGGGGCAGCGCCGCCAUCGCCCGCCGCCGCCCCACCGCCGCCGCUCCAGCAGCGGCCAUCUUGUGCGUCGGCUGCUCUCCUCACCGCCUCCCUCCUUCCCUCCCUCCCCGCAUCGCCCUCCCCUUCCUGCGCCCUCCUCCCCCAAGCAGCCGGGGCGGGGCAGGGAGAAACAGCCGAGUCACGGGCUGGAGCGCCGUGAGGGGUGGGCUGGG